Molecule: messenger RNA, 2639 nt
Organism: Crotalus tigris (Tiger rattlesnake)
Lineage: Eukaryota; Metazoa; Chordata; Lepidosauria; Squamata; Viperidae
Gene: MAEA
Product: macrophage erythroblast attacher, E3 ubiquitin ligase
Exons: 9
Coding region: 223-1269 (348 amino acids)
Biological process (GO): proteasome-mediated ubiquitin-dependent protein catabolic process
Cellular component (GO): GID complex; cytoplasm; nucleus
Molecular function (GO): ubiquitin protein ligase activity; protein binding
Source: RefSeq, a predicted model, not a curated record
UGCCGGGAGAGGCCGGACGCGGCGCUGUUGCCGCGGCGGCGGCGGCGGCGCUCGGCCCAAGAUGGCGGUGCAGGAGUCGGCGGCGCAGCUCUCCAUGACGCUGAAGGUGCAGGAGUACCCCACGCUCAAGGUGGUUUGUUUUUGAAGGUACCUUAUGAAACAUUGAACAAACGGUUCCGGGCUGCCCAGAAAAAUAUCGAUCGAGAAACGAGCCACGUGACCAUGGUGGUGGCAGAGCUGGAGAAGACCCUGAGCAGCUGCCCAGCUGUGGAUUCAGUGGUCAGUCUCCUGGACGGCGUGGUUGAAAAGCUCAGUGUCCUGAAACGGAAGGCUGUAGAGUCGAUCCAGGCCGAAGAUGAGAGUGCGAAGCUGUGCAAACGCAGAAUCGAGCAUCUUAAAGAGCACAGCAGUGACCAGCCAGCGGCGGCGAACAUGUGGAAGAAGAAGCGCAUGGAUCGCAUGAUGGUGGAGCACCUCCUGCGCUGCGGCUACUACAACACCGCGGUGAAAUUAGCCAGGCAGAGCGGCAUUGAGGACUUGGUCAACAUUGAGAUGUUCCUGACUGCCAAAGAAGUAGAAGAAUCCUUGGAAAGACAAGAAACGAUGACUUGUUUAGCUUGGUGCCAUGACAACAAAUCUAGGCUCAGGAAAAUGAAGAGUUGUCUGGAAUUCAGUCUAAGGAUUCAGGAGUUCAUAGAACUUAUUCGACAGAACAAGAGACUGGAUGCUGUCAGACACGCACGGAAGCAUUUCAGCCAGGCCGAGGGGAGCCAGCUGGACGAAGUGCGGCAGGUGAUGGGGAUGCUAGCUUUUCCUUCCGAUACUCACAUUUCUCCUUACAAGGAUCUUCUAGACCCUGCUCGGUGGAGGAUGCUAAUCCAGCAGUUUAGAUACGAUAACUACAGAUUGCAUCAACUGGGGAAUAACUCUGUCUUUACCAUAACACUCCAGGCUGGGCUUUCUGCUAUAAAAACACCGCAGUGUUAUAAAGAGGAUGGCAGUUCCAAAAACCCCGACUGCCCGGUGUGUAGCAAAUCCCUCAAUAAGCUGGCCCAGCCUUUGCCCAUGGCACAUUGUGCCAACUCCCGGCUAGUCUGCAAAAUUUCAGGAGAUGUGAUGAAUGAGAAUAAUCCCCCCAUGAUGCUUCCCAACGGAUAUGUCUACGGAUACAAUUCCUUGCUUUCUGUUCGUCAGGAUGACCGAGUAAUUUGCCCGAGAACCAAAGAAGUCUUCAACUUCUCUCAAGCCGAGAAGGUCUACAUUAUGUAAACCCCCUCCUCACGCGCAAUGAAGUGCCACUGGAUUUUGACACAGUUUGUUCUAGCCGUGCCCUGUGGGAACAAUCUCAAGUCCGGCAAAGAGAGCUGCGACUCGGGAGGGCCGGGAGAGGGUUAGGGUUGGGGUGGGAAUUCGGAUUUCUUGGUGGCAUUUUUUUGUUUUCCCGUUGCGACCAAAGAUCAGUGAGCAGAAACAUAACUACUCUUGAGAAAGUGAGGAAGUGUGACUAAAGUUAAAAAAAAAAGAGAGAAAAAAAAGUUGCAUUCGGAGGGAACAAACUUUGAAUGCUUCGAUUUUGUAAACCACGAUUGGAUUUUUUUUCUCAAACAUUCAUCCAGAAGAAACAAAUCAGAUCAUUUUGCAUAACAACAACAACAACAAAAACAACAACACACCCCACUUUUUAACUGUAGAUCUCACUUCAGCUUUGGGUACACCCCCCCCCGUUUCAACCCAUGUAUGAAAUGUUGUACGAUUCGACGGGAUUAAAUAUGCAAAUUGCUAAGAGACGGCACCGGAGGGCUGGUUUUCAGCUCUCCCGAUGCGUGUCAGUCCUGUGUUCUUGAGGACACGCAAGGGAGCGUGUGCCUGCACACGCCUUUCCCCUUCUGAUGUGGUCACCGUGAGCCACACCACCUGGAAACACACUCCCUGCGUCCAGGUGUGCAAACACUUCAUCUGUGUUAGCAAACACUUUUUUUGGGUAUCGUCCGUCACGUUGCCUUUAAAAAACGGCCAGUCCUUGGAAUCGAUGCUUGAUGGAUGCUAACACAAGACAGAGAGGGGUUUAUUGCCGUCUCUAAAAUCCCUACAAUUCAGUGUUUUAUCAACUUUGGGAACUUGAAGUCCACCUAUCUUCAAGUUCCCACGGUUGAGAAGCUCUGUCCUGGAUACUUUUAAGAAACUUUUAAACAAUUGCUUAAACACACAACUGGUAACAUUGCAGGCACAAUGUGUGCUGCUUGUUGGUCUGUCCUCCUUCCAUUUGAUCAUAGUGUUAAGGACCUUUCGUUUAUUAGUUACUACGUGCAUAGGAUUCAACUAUCAAAAAACCAUUUAGUGCUAACUGCCUUAUUUUUUUGCUUUGAGAAUGUAUUCACAUGAGAGAGGGGAAAAAAAAUCAGCUGGUAACCUUCAGUGUUGGGGAGGUUUUGAAGAAGAUGCCUUGCAGGAGAAUUCUGUAAUUUUUAAGGUAUUCACAGCCGAAGAGGUUAGUCCAAUUUUUAACCGCUACCAAUCACAUCCUCAUCGUCCACCAGACAUCCUCAUUGUAGUAGCGACAAAACCCAUAUGAUAGACUUUGUAUUUAGCCUUUAUUUUUGCAUGUUGAUGUUGAUUAGCUAAUAAAGACAUUGCUCAUA